Molecule: messenger RNA, 2911 nt
Organism: Malania oleifera
Lineage: Eukaryota; Viridiplantae; Streptophyta; Magnoliopsida; Santalales; Ximeniaceae
Product: sugar transport protein 13-like
Exons: 5
Coding region: 561-2297 (578 amino acids)
Biological process (GO): monosaccharide transmembrane transport
Cellular component (GO): membrane
Molecular function (GO): monosaccharide transmembrane transporter activity
Source: RefSeq, a predicted model, not a curated record
AGUGGCGCGAUCAUUCACAUUACGUGGCUGGCGACCGCGCACACUCACCAUCAAGCUCUCACACCCUGGUUGGGCGGCCCCAGACGGACACACCGAAACCUAACCAUGGCCCCUGGACAAAUGGUUUUAGACUCGUAGAGUAAUAGGCUAUGGCAUUAUGCAUAACUCUCCAAUUUGUCCUCUGAAAGCCUUCGGUUGACUGGCGCGCCAGCCGCCGUUGCUGAGAUAUCACGUGGAAAUAUCAUACUGGUGAGAACCCACCCAUUUUAUCUAAACCACAGAUUCCCGAGCUCCUACUCCAAAUUUCUAUAUAAUGAAGUCUCCCAACGGAUAAUCUCCUUCAUUGCUUCCUCUGCAACUUCCCAUAGUCUCUAUUUCUUCUUCUUCUACUUCUUCUUCUUCUUCUUCUUCUUCUUCAUCGAUCGUCUGUUGGAUUUAUUGGGUGAGGAGAGAGCGUGCGCCUGUAAGAUUUCUAGGCAGGUGGGUCUGCGUUCUAUUGUUCUUAGUGUUUCUCUAAUUCAGCCAGCACAGAGCGGCGAAGCAGACCAGAGCAGAGCGUGAUGCCUGGCGGAGGAUUCUCGGCCCCCUCGGGGGGAUCCACCGAGUUCGAAGCGAAGAUCACUCCAAUCGUCAUCAUCUCCUGCAUAAUGGCCGCCACCGGAGGCCUCAUGUUCGGCUACGACGUCGGCGUUUCAGGGGGAGUGACUUCCAUGGACCCCUUCUUAAAGAAAUUUUUCCCGGUGGUUUACCGGAAAACCCAAGACAAGACUAUAAACAGCAACUACUGCAAGUACGACAAUCAAGGCCUGCAAAUGUUCACGUCGUCGCUCUACCUCGCCGGCUUAAUAGCGACGUUUUUCGCGUCGUACACGACGAGAAGGUUGGGGCGGAGGCUAACCAUGCUGAUGGCCGGCGUUUUCUUCAUAUUUGGGGUGGUGUUCAACGCAGCCGCCCAGGAUCUCGCCAUGCUCAUCGUUGGGAGGAUCCUGCUUGGUUGUGGAGUCGGUUUUGCUAAUCAGGCGGUUCCCCUAUUUCUGUCAGAGAUUGCACCCACAAGAAUCCGUGGAGGACUGAAUAUCCUCUUCCAGCUCAACGUCACCAUAGGCAUUCUCUUUGCCAACCUUAUCAAUUAUGGCACCGCAAAAAUCAAAGGCGGAUGGGGUUGGAGGCUGUCACUGGGGUUGGCUGGAAUUCCUGCAUUCCUCUUAACCCUGGGGGCCCUUUUGGUCGUAGACACCCCCAACAGCCUCAUCGAGCGCGGUCGUUUGGAAGAAGGAAAAAGAGUGCUUAGAAAGAUAAGGGGCACCGACAAUAUUGAACCUGAGUUCCUUGAGCUUGUGGAGGCAAGCCGAAUUGCUAAAGAAGUCAAGCACCCUUUCAGAAAUCUCCUUAAGCGGCGGAACCGGCCCCAACUCGUCAUAGCAGUAGCCUUGCAGAUCUUCCAACAAUUCACAGGCAUCAAUGCCAUCAUGUUCUACGCGCCAGUCCUGUUCAACACACUAGGAUUCCACGACGAUGCCUCUCUGUAUUCCGCCGUUAUAACAGGGGCCGUAAACGUUGUUUCCACCAUCGUCUCCAUCUACUCCGUCGACAAGGUGGGUCGCCGACUGCUCCUGCUGGAAGCCGGCGUCCAAAUGUUCUUCUCUCAAGUGAUAAUCGCCAUUCUACUGGGAAUCAAAGUUAAAGACCAUUCCGAAGACCUCGCCAAAGGCUACGCCGUGCUGGUUGUCAUCAUGGUGUGCACUUUCGUGUCCGCCUUCGCCUGGUCUUGGGGACCCCUCGGGUGGCUCAUCCCCAGCGAGACCUUCCCUUUGGAGACGCGCUCCGCGGGGCAGAGCAUCACCGUCUGUAUCAACUUGCUCUUCACCUUCGUGAUUGCGCAGGCUUUCCUUUCUAUGCUCUGUCAUUUCAAGUACGGGAUAUUCUUGUUCUUCUCCGGUUGGGUUCUGAUCAUGUCGUUCUUCGUUUUGUUCUUGCUGCCGGAGACGAAGAAUGUUCCGAUUGAGGAGAUGACGGAGAGAGUUUGGAAGCAGCACUGGUUCUGGAAGAGAUUUAUGGAUGACAGUGCGGAUGAAAGGGCUGAAAUUUCGAAGCAGCACUGGUUCUGGAAGAAAUUUAUGGGUGACAGUACAAAUAAAAGGGCUGAAAUUUGGAAGCAGCACUGGUUCUGGAAGAGAUUUAUGGGUGACCGUGCGAAUAAAAGGGCUGAAAUUGAUGGGUUUGAUGCAAAGAAAAAUGCGCAUGCCAAUGGGUUCGAUCCUUCUUCCAAUGGGUUCGAUCCUUCUUCCCAGUUGUGAAGUUGGGAAAUUUUUUGUUGUUUUCGAAAUAUAUACAUUACAAGGGUAGAUUUCAUUGGUUAGGGCACGAGACCUUGACAUCCCUUUUCAAGGUCUAGCGUUCUAACUUCAAAAGGAAGCGUGGGAUGGAAGAUAAGUAUCCAUUCUCCCAUAAUCCCUAUCUUAGGUUGAAUAGGCUUUGAAUAUCUAAAGGUAGAGGGGGGACGGGGGCGGGGGAGGACAAAUUCAUACGUAAAAAAAAAAAAUUAUGAAAAAAAUUUAUGUAGACCUUUUGUUUUUUUAAAUAUAGGCUUGAGUUUGCAAGGCUCCCUUAUGUGAUUUCUCCAAACAUGUAAAGGAUUAUCAAAUUAGUGGAGUUCUUGAGUAUGUAGGUUGAAAUACAUUUUGAUUGUUAAAUUUGAGAUGUAUUUCUUUUGAAAGUUAAAACAUCCUAGAUGUGUUUCAUUUGAAAGUUAAAAAAAUUUCAAUGAGAUUAUUGUUGAUGUGUAUAAAAAAUAGUACAAUGAAGAGUGUUAUUGUGUGUAACUAGUUUCAUAGCAUAUUUUAAUCAAAUAUCUACUUGAUUUUAGUCAUAUACCCUUCCUGUAGUAAAAAAAAAAAAAAAAAAAAAAAAA